This is a messenger RNA of Podospora anserina S mat+, 2628 nucleotides long. RefSeq lists its product as uncharacterized. The record is from RefSeq and is a predicted model, not a curated record. The coding region runs from base 1 to 2628 and encodes 875 amino acids. Gene Ontology annotation, biological process: proteolysis. Gene Ontology annotation, molecular function: serine-type endopeptidase activity. The transcript has 2 exons. Lineage: Eukaryota; Fungi; Ascomycota; Sordariomycetes; Sordariales; Podosporaceae.
AUGACAUUAUUCUCAUCACUCUUGAGACUUUCUUUUCAUUUAUUUGCCAGAUUUUUUACGUCAGAGAUGGGGGAAGCUCAAGACCCAAGGUGGGACGGAUACGACGAUGACGAUGGGAGUGGUGGUGAAGAAGCUCUAGCAGCAGCCGCAGGUCUUAGCUGUUUCUCAAUGCGGGGUUGUUCAGGGGAGGGGAAGCACCUUGAUGGUUGUGGUGGUGCUGGUGCUGCCCCUCACUUGGACGGCACCAACAGCACCACCGCCAUUGUUGUCUCUGAGCUCAAACAAUUGUUCCCCCGCAGCAGACGGCGAUUAUUAUUAUUCCCAGGAGUAGAAACGACCUUUUUCUUUGUCUGUUUUACCACCCUCUUUUUCUUGGCAUUCAUCAUCAACCCAGCUAUUGCCAGCCCGGUUUGGAGGGAUUCAGCCGGCAACAUGACCAUCAUGGCGACAAAGUUCACGCCCGAGGUGAUGCUCUCUGCCCCGCGGCGGUCGGCUGCUGUGCCGAACGGUAACGGGACGCUGGCGCUGUAUACCGUGUCGACGUACUCGUUUGGGGAGCAUAAGCGCAGGUCGGAGGUUAGGGUGUUGACGAUUGCGAAUGGGCAGUCGAGUGUUGUUGUGGAGGGGAGUGGUGCUUCGGAGCCGAAUUGGGUUGGGGAGGAGGAGUUUGUUUGGGUUGAGGGGGUUGGGGAGAAGGGGGAGAUGGAGAUCAAAUGGGGGGAUGUGAGGGGGAAUAAGGGGGUUGUGAAGAGGUUUGAGGGGGGGGUUGGGAAUGUGAAGGUGAGGGAGGUGGAGAGGGGGAGGAGGUGGGUUUUGGGUUUUACGGUGGUGGUUACGCCUGGGGGGGAGAUAUAUAACCCUGUGACGGAGGAGAAGGGGUUGUCGAGUGGGAGGGUGUAUGAUGGGUUGUUUGUGAGGCAUUGGGAUGCGUGGAGUUCGGAGAAUAAGAACUCGAUUAGGUAUGGGUUUUUGAGGAGGAAGGAGGAGGGAGGGUUUGAGAUUGAGGGGUUGGUGGAUGCGCUUUAUGGGACGGGGUUGAGCUCGCCGGUGCCGCCGUUUGGGGGGACGGGUGACUUUGAUGUUGGGCCGAAGGGGUUGGUGUUUGUGGCGAAGGAUCCAAAGCUGGAUCCGGCGAUGUAUACAAAGACUGAUUUGUAUUAUCUGUCGCUGAAGGAGUUGGCGCAGGAGAAGCCGAAGCUGAGGUUGGUUGAGACGCCGGGGUUGGAAGGGUAUUCACAGAGCCCGGUGUUUUCGAAUGAUGGAAACAAGAUUGCGUUUACGCGGAUGAGAAGCAAGCAGUAUGAGAGCGAUAAGACCCGUCUGCUUUUGGUCAAAGAUCUCGACGAGUUGAAGGCGGAAGAGUUCUAUGCCACUGAGGACGGCGAAGGUGGCUGGGACGCCCGUCCAGAUGCCAUCCUCUGGUCUGCCGACGACAAGACACUCUACGUCACAGCCGAACACAGAGCUCGCAACCUCAUCUUUCAGCUUCCCUCUACCCCAUGCGAAGCUGGCAAGAAGCUACCCUCUGUCAUUCCGACAACCGACGGCUCUGUCAGCGAUGUGCGCCUCCUCAGCACCACCGUCUCGGCCCACUCUCCUGUGGCCGGCAGGUUAUUCGUAACUUCCACUUCUUUGGUGGACAACUCCUGCUACAGCAUUGUCAAUCCCUCUCAAAGCACGUUCCACAUAGUUUCCUCCAACUCCAAGCAAGGGAAAUCCUUCGGUCUCUCUCGGCUAAGCGUUGACGACAUCACCUUCAAAGGUGCUGGCGACUAUGAUGUCCAUGCAUUGGUCAUGAGACCGUCCAACUUCGACCCCAAGAAGAAGUACCCCCUCUGCUUCUUGAUCCACGGCGGCCCGCAAGGCGCCUGGGCUGACUCUUGGUCGACACGCUGGAACCCAGCUGUUUUUGCCGAGCAAGGCUACGUCGUUGUCAGUCCCAACCCCACAGGCUCAACGGGAUACGGCAUGGCGCUACAAAACGGAAUCAAGGGAGACUGGGGCGGCAAGCCAUACAAUGACCUAGUCAACGCCUUCGAGUACAUCCAAGACAAUCUGGACUACGUGGACACCGACAGAGCGGUGGCACUGGGUGCCAGUUACGGCGGCUACAUGAUCAACUGGAUCCAAGGCCACCCCCUCGGCCGCAAGUUCAAGGCGCUCGUCUGCCACGAUGGAGUGUUCUCCACCUCAAACCAGUGGUCAACUGAGGAGCUGUUUUUCCCCAUCCACGACUUUGAGGGGACCAUCUACGAGAACAAGGAGGGGUACCAAAAGUGGGAUCCGGCGAACCAUUUGAACGAGUGGGCCACGCCUGAGUUGAUCAUCCACAGCGAGCUGGACUACCGUCUUCCUGUUACGGAGGGGCUGGCGGCGUUCAAUGUCUUGCAGGCGAAGAAGGUGCCGAGUAGGUUGUUGGUGUUUCCUGAUGAGAAUCACUGGGUGCUCAAACCUGAGAACUCGCUUGUUUGGCACAAGACUGUGCUGGGCUGGAUUAACAAGUAUUCUGGGAUUGAAGAUGACGCUGGGGCGCAGGUCCAGGCUCUCCAAGCCAAUGUGACCAAGCGGGAGACUGAGCGGUUGGACAAGGAAACCUUUGCGAACUUGGUGAGCAAGUUGGCGUUGUGA